This is a messenger RNA of Malaya genurostris, 1913 nucleotides long. RefSeq names its product acetylcholine receptor subunit beta-like 2 (gene nAChRbeta2). Bases 156 to 1736 code for a protein of 526 amino acids. Gene Ontology annotation, molecular function: acetylcholine-gated monoatomic cation-selective channel activity; transmembrane signaling receptor activity. Gene Ontology annotation, cellular component: synapse; neuron projection; postsynaptic membrane. Gene Ontology annotation, biological process: monoatomic ion transmembrane transport; nervous system process; signal transduction. The record is from RefSeq and is a predicted model, not a curated record. Lineage: Eukaryota; Metazoa; Arthropoda; Insecta; Diptera; Culicidae. The transcript has 9 exons.
CCUUAGAUUUUACAGCAUCUUUCUGCAGUUUUCAUACUACAGCAUCCUUGUCCAAAGAACUCGCCCUAUUAAAUCAACAUUUUUUUAUCAUUUUGAGAUCGUUAUAACCAUGAAUUGUUAACAAUACGGGUGGAUGUAAGUAUAAGACUGCAGCAAUGGGAAGUUACAUGAAAUUUGUGAAUCUUAAACUGUGUCUUUUCGGAUUAAUAGCAACGAGUUACGCCCAAGCAUCUGUCGUCCACAUCGAAGCCAAUCCUGAUGCGAAAAGAUUGUACGAUGAUCUAUUAAGUAACUAUAACCGCCUGAUUCGUCCGGUAGUGAAUAAUACUGAGACUCUAACGGUAUGGCUUGGGCUUAAGUUGUCUCAGCUGAUAGAAGUCAGUCUUCGUAAUCAGGUUAUGACAACUAAUCUUUGGGUAAAGCAAAAAUGGUUUGAUUACAAGUUGAAAUGGGAUCCGGAAGAAUACGGUGGCGUGGAAAUGUUGUACGUACCAUCGGAGCAAAUCUGGCUCCCUGACAUUGUAUUGUAUAAUAAUUGGGACGGAAACUACGAGGUGACUCUGAUGACUAAAGCCACCUUAAAGUACACCGGGGAAGUGUUCUGGGAGCCCCCGGCAAUCUAUAAAUCAUCUUGUGAAAUGAAUGUAGAAUACUUUCCAUAUGAUGAACAAACGUGCCUGAUGAAAUUUGGUUCAUGGACCUACAAUGGAGCUCAAGUGGAAUUGAGACAUUUAGAUCAGGUUCCUGGAAGUAAUCUGGUUCCAAUUGGUAUUGAUUUAAGUGAGUUCUACCUCUCUGUAGAAUGGGAUAUGUUGGAAAUACCUGCCAGUCGUAAUGAAGAAUACUACCCUUGCUGUCCUGAGCCUUUUUCUGAUAUCACGUUUAAAUUAACGAUGAGGCGAAAAACGUUAUUUUACACUGUGAAUUUGAUAAUUCCCUGUGUAGGAAUUACGUUUCUAACGGUUCUUGUGUUUUAUUUGCCUAGUGACUCCGGUGAAAAGGUAACACUGUGUAUCUCAAUUCUUGUGUCCCUGACAGUGUUCUUCCUGCUGCUGGCUGAGAUCAUUCCUCCAACAUCACUUGCAGUUCCUUUACUUGGAAAAUAUCUACUGUUCACGAUGAUUUUAGUAUCAUUAUCGGUUUGGACAACUGUUUGUGUUUUGAAUGUUUGGUACAGGAGUACCUCAACUCACAAGAUGUCACCUAUUGUAAAACGGUUAUUUUUGGAAAUCAUGCCGAAAAUUUUAAUGAUGAGACGUGCAAAAUAUACCUUACCUGACUAUGAUGAUUCUACUCCAAGUAACGGAUACACAAACGAAAUUGACAUGAGUAUCAGUGACUUUCCCGGCGAAUUUAAGGAGGGUGGUGACAGUUUUGAUAACAUCGGAAUGAAUCUUCCACAUGGUUCAGUCGAGCACGAUAAUAUUAUACCGAAGCAAAUGUCUCCGGAGCUACUUUCUGCGAUACAGGCUGUGCGAUUUAUUGCCCAACAUAUCAAGGACGCUGAUAAGGAUAAUGAGAUUGUCGAGGACUGGAAAUUCGUUUCAAUGGUUUUGGAUCGCUUUUUCCUAUGGGUGUUCACGUUUUCCUGCAUAUUUGGCACAUUCGGCAUCAUCUGUCAGAGCCCUUCGCUAUAUGAUACCCGUGCCCCCGUUGAUCAGCAGUUGAGUGAGAUUCCACUCCGGAAGAACAAUUUCAUGCUACCUCCCGAUAUCGUUCGAAUUACGUUGGAUUAAACAUCGGUGACAGCGCGUUGAAAGUCAUGCAACAGCCAGUAUUCAUCCAGAAGUAUUGUAUCAGUACAUAGUAAGUUUUAGAAUUUGUAAUCGAAAUGGAUAACGAAAUUUUCAUAAAUGUUAAGCAAUAAUUUAUACAUCUUGUAUAAAACUUAUGAAUAAACUUGUUCAAAUAAA